Molecule: messenger RNA, 2139 nt
Organism: Cylindrotheca closterium
Lineage: Eukaryota; Bacillariophyta; Bacillariophyceae; Bacillariales; Bacillariaceae
Source: the annotation of a GenBank genome assembly
AUGAUACGCUCCAGUCUGCGACAGCAUCAUGAUAUCUCUUCUCGGAUAGCGUCAUCUAUCACCACAACAUCUGGAAUAGGGCAAGCACAAUCAUCAAGGCUGAUACGACGACACAUCACAUCGUUGCAUCUUUCAAAAUCAAGUUCCCAUCACAUCAUCAGCACCACAAGAGGCCUUCGCGUCUACCAUAGAUCUUUUGCAGUAUUUUCACCAGAUGACAAAGACGACAAGAAAAAGGAAGAGAAGAAGCCACAAACAGAAUUAUCCAAAGAUUCCCUGAAACGACUAUUGGAAUUCUCCCGAUCGGAAUGGAAAUGGAUUGGUCUUUCCGCCUCUACUUUGGGUGUCACCUCGUCCAUUACCCUUUUGUUUCCAUAUGCUUCAGGAAGUGUGAUUGAUUAUACAAUUACGAACGCUAGCGAUGGGCAUUCUCCGCUUUUAUUGGCCAGUGGACUUUUUGGGUUAUCAGCAAUUGCUGGUGGUGGUGUCUAUCUUAGAUCGGUAUGGUUGGCCAAGGCUGGCAAUCGAAUCGUGGCGCGACUCAAGCAACAAUUGUAUGCGAGUAUUUUGCGGCAAGAAACUGCCUUUUUGGAUCAACACACUUCGACUGGAGACUUGAUUUCCCGACUGACGGCAGAUGCUACUUUAGUCCAACAAGCUGUGACCAGUCAGGCUGUAGCCGCCUUGAGAAGUAUAGUAAUGUCCCUCGGAUCCGCUGGCAUGCUCCUGUAUACAUCUCCGACAUUAGCAGCAGUCUCGUGUUGUACUCUGCCGCCCGUCUUUAUCAUGACUCGCCAAGUGGGCCGCAGACUGGCAGAACAACAAAAGGGGAUUCAAGAAUUGUUGGGCGAUGCCACCUCCUUAGCUGAACAGUCCCUGAAUCAUGUGUCCACCGUCAAGCAAUUUGUCGCCCAAGAUUUUGAAGCCACGCGGUACCGGAACAGCGUUGCAGCCGCCCACCAAAAGGCAGUGGAUACGGCCCACAUGCAAGCCCAACUGGAAGCAGGUGCGCACAUUGCAGGAAAUGCCGCAAUCUUGGGUGUCUUGGGAUAUGGUGGUACCAUGGUGUUGGAUGGUUCCAUUUCGGCAGGAGACUUGACAGGAUUUGUCAUGUAUUCCUUGCUCUUGGCUGGUAAUUUGUCAGGAUUGACGGCUAUUUACAGCGACUUGAUUCGAUCCAUGGCUGCUAGCAAACGGAUAUUGGAUAUUUUGGAUCGAGAACCAUUGAUUGAAACAUCCUCCACCGCUUCUUUUCAGGCAUUGUCCAACUCGAAGAACCCCCUUGCGCAAAUCGAAUACAUUCCAGCCACUACGAGUAACUUGUUGUCAAACGACCAAGCAGGAGAAAGUGGUCAAGUUGCGAGUACUGAAGAAACCGUCCAACGACCGCAAGCCGCUUCCAUUGACAUCCAAGGUUUGAAUUUCUCGUAUCCAUCGCGACCGGACAUGCAAGUCAUGAACAAUUUUUCCUUGACGAUUCAACCUGGCGAGAUUGUCGCACUGGUCGGUGGCAGUGGGAGUGGCAAAUCGACCGUGGCCAAUGUAUUGACCCGACUCUACGAUAUCAACGAUGGCACCAUUCGGAUCAAUGAUACCGACAUUCAGGACUACGAUCCCAACGACUUGCGGCAAAUGGUGGGAAUCGUGUCGCAGGAUCCAGUAUUAUUUCGAGGAACCAUUCGGGACAACAUUCGUUACGGCAAAUGGCAAAAUGUUUCGGACGAGGCCAUUGAACGAGCCGCCAAACAAGCCCAUGUCUGGGAAUUUGCUCAAACCUUUCCCAAUGGUUUGGAUACCAUGGUGGGUCCGACACAACUGUCCGGUGGCCAACGACAACGAAUCGCCUUGGCUCGUGUCUUGGCCAAAGAGUCCCCCAUUAUCAUUUUGGACGAAGCAACGUCUGCCUUGGAUGCCCAAAGUGAGCACUUGGUCCAACAGGCCCUCCAAGGUUUGUUUGCCCAAGGUGGCAAGACGAUCAUUUCCAUUGCCCAUCGAUUGUCCACCAUUCGGCAUUCUUCACGGAUAGCUGUGAUUGAAAAUGGAACCGUCGUUCAAACAGGAACCUUUGAUGAGCUCCAAUCGAUGAAUGGGCCCUUUCGGGAGUUGAUGAAAACCCAAUUGAUUGGGGAUGCCUCCUAG